AUGCCGAACCCUGUCACGAUCUAUCCCAAGGCCAUGUCGGCCCGAAUGAACCACACUAGCAUUCUCCUGAAUAAACAAACAAGCUAUCCAAGACUCGAUGCCGUUUACCCCCGAUCCAUUCUCCACAGAGUCCCAUACUCGACAGGUGGCUAUGGCGAUCAAGGUGGCAGCGGCGACCCCGAGGGCAAGAACCCGGCUUCCUUGGGCGUGAAUCGUCGGACUCGAGAGAUCGAGCACCCGGGACCUUCACCUCCAGAUACGAGCUUGGCAAAGUCGAAGUCAUCGUCUCCAUCGAAAGACGGGAACAAGAAACGGAUUCCUCGAUCCCCGAAAGAGGAACAUGGCAACAAAACGAGAUAA
Messenger RNA from Penicillium nucicola, 360 nucleotides. RefSeq lists its product as uncharacterized. The transcript has a single exon. Bases 1 to 360 code for a protein of 119 amino acids. Lineage: Eukaryota; Fungi; Ascomycota; Eurotiomycetes; Eurotiales; Aspergillaceae. The record is from RefSeq and is a predicted model, not a curated record.